AUGCUCAAAUAUGCCUUCAGCGGCGAACUCUACGACCGCGAGUCUCUCGACUGCCCGUUCUGCAAGGUGCGUUGCACUGCGCGCAUCCGCCGCUCGCUGUGGCGCUUGCCCUCGGAGUACCUCGUGCUGCAUAUCAAGCGCUUCGCGUGGGAUGCCCGCCACGAGGAGAUGCGGCGGAUCGACACGCGGCUCAAGGUCUCGAAAGGCCUCAACAUGUCGCCCUACUGCCGAUUCUCCGAGCAUGCGUCGACGCAGAAACCGUAUUUCAAGCUCGAGGGCGUCGUGUCUCAGCUGGGCACGGCCCACAGCGGCCACUACACGGCCCUGACGGCGACCUCGCAGGACCAGUGGACUUACUUCAGCGACGACUACGUGAGCGCCUGCGACUUCUGCCCCGACCCCCGCGGCAUCUACCUGCUGCUGUUCCGUAGGGCGACAGAUCUCGAAUCAGCGCCCAGCACGCCGCGCUACCACAGCGCGUCUGUGGGGCUGCGCUCACGCGAGCCCAGCGUGCGGCGACGAACUGCCGAGGGCUUCUCCCGGGGGACGCCCGCGCUGGAAACAGCGCAGCUCUCGCGCGGCCUGGGGCGCGACGGCAGCGUCGGGUGUAGGCGAAGCUCCGGCACGCGCGAGGGCCCCGCCUCGCUGAGUAGUUUGUCUGGCUCUGCGUCCUCUUCCGCGGCGCGGAGAGAAAGGUGCGCGGCGCCCGCGGCCGGGGCCUCGCGGGCGGAGUCGAAGGAGCGGUGCAGCGGCAGAGUCGAACGCCACGCCUCGCGGGACACCGCCGCGCCGGGCGUCUUCGCGCUCGAGAUCAGGCGCCCAGCUGCGGAAGGCGAGCGAGACGAGACGCCCGAGGGAGAAGAAGACCGGCAAAGAUGCGUCCCGCUCUCCUUCGCCUCGCGCUCGACGGGGCGCCUCUCGCGCCGGUCAACCUGCAACUCUAACGACGCCGAAGCGUGCUCGUCGGCGUCCUCCUCGCGCUCUCCCGUCGAGCGCCGCGACCGGAAGAAUCGGCGCUCCUCUGGGUUCAGAGAGGCCUUCUCUCUCGGCAGGCGGCGGCGGAAGGCCGAGGAGGAAGACGGCGCGGAGAAACGCGAAGAAGACGAACGCGCCGCCGCUGAGCCCAGCCGCGACGACGCCCGAGGUGCAGAGAGAACGAGCGCAGAGAGAUCCGGGGGGAAGGGACUCGACGCGGAGCCGCAGAGCCACACUCGCCUGCCGUCUCGUCUUUCGAUUGCGCAGCACUCCACCAAGCGGGACGCCUCAGCGUCUGCUCAGGGCGAAUCUGAGGCCGCCUCUGCCUCGCCCGCUGCGGAGAGGGGGAGCGCCGGCACCGCCUAUUCGUCUUCCGCGGAUCGUCCCACGUAUUCUUCGAGCUCGUCGUCUUCGACGUCGCCGUAUCAUCCUGAUGCGUCCGCCGGGGCUGGGGCGCGACAGCCGUGUGCGCGUCACGCCUCUACAUCAUCUGUCUCUGCUGCAUCGGCGUCGGCGUCUGCUUCGUCCAAGUCUCUCCACCCGCCAGAGGCCGCGGGGCCCGCGCCUGCGCCUCUGUCGAGCGCGACCGGCGCGGAGGCCGCGACGCCCCGCACCUGCGAGGACGAGGGACCCGCGGCGCGCGGCGUGCGUCUCGGCGGGUCGUUCUCUUCUACGGGGCCCUCGCCGUCUUCCUCGCCGUCCCACGGUCAGCGGCGGUGGCUGCCUCCGCGCAGGGCUUCUCUUGAGAAGGAAGCGCCAUCCGCGGACAAGCAGCAGCGCAUCGCGUCCUCUCCGUUUCCCGCCGCGUCGCCUUUCUUCCGGCGCAGCCGGCAGGCCUCCAGGUCCCGCGCGUCCGCGGCGUCGCAGGACGCCGACAGGGGAUCAGAGGGCAGCCUCGUGUUGCAGGCGCGGUCGCUGCCCUCUCCAGCGGACGCGGGCGCGGCGGCGCUGGAGCCGCUCUCCGCGUCGUCCGCGAUCCACUCGCCGGUCCUCGCUGGCGUCCCGCUCGGCGAGGCGGCAGGCGCGGAGGAGGGCGACGGCGGCGAGGCGGCGAAGCGCCGAGCGGGACCUGGGUCGCCCGGCGAGAAGAAGGAGAAGGCCGCCGAGGAGACUCCGCGCGGGCGCUUCGCCUUCUACUCGGGGCGCAGGUGGAAGCACCGGCGCGAGGCGCACGGCCCGUCCUGCUCCAUCGGCCGCGACCGCGAGCGGCAGCCGCGGCAGAGCACGUCGUCGGCAGGCGAGGGCGAGGAGGCGGAGGCCUUCGCUCGGGCUUCGUCGCGGCAGUCCGAAGGCGCGCAUAAGACGAGGUCGUCUGCUUUCCCGGCCUCCUCGUCUUUCUGGCGCCCCAGAGAGGGCGCGAGAGAGAGCGCCUUCGCGAGCCGAGCCACGUCGAAGGAGCGGGGCGGCGCGCCCGACGCCGAGGACAGCAGCGACAGGCGCCGUGGAGGCGGGGACGACGAGGCCUGGGAGAAGCGCAGCGGCGGCCCCAGGAACUCGCCCUCUGCGUCCUCGAGCGGCGUGCAGGACGCGACAAGUUGCCCGACGAUUCUCAGCAGCAUGCAGUUUCGCGAGCGAGGACGCCGUGCCGGAGGAUGCCAAGCCGACCACCAAGGGGGGGGGUCGCCGCACGCGUCUUUCUCUCCCUCCUGUUUCUCCACCGGGGCGCGGCACCGCUCGACGUCUUCGGCGCGGCGGCCGUCGCACAGUUCCUCGCUCUCUGCCACGAGUCGCCUCUCUUCGCUCCUGUGGGGCAGCAGCAGUGGCGGCGGGGCUGCGGUCUCGCCCUCGGCCGCGUCUGCGGCCUGCACGCCGGCGACUACGCCGCACGCCUCGCCCUUGGCCCUGCCGCUGGCUGGGGCGGCCAAGGAGCAGUGGCUCGCUGCGCUGGGUCUCGAAGACGACCACGACGAAGCGGGCGACGGCCGGCGAGAUGCCCGCGCAGGGCUGAGGGGAGAAGAAGAGACCGGGGAGCUGCUUGACGACCGGAAGGACGCGGGCUCGCCGCGGGACAACUCGCGAAAGGCGCUGAGUGGCGGACAGAAAAAGCCGCUGUCCCGCGGGCCGCUGGCGGCGCUGCGGUCCGCAGCUGCCGUCGCCUCGGGCGCCUUCUGGAUGGCGCGUGGAAAGGAGGAGGAGGGCGAAGAGGAGGAAAAGAAGCAGCGCAAGCGCGCAGAGAAGAACGAAAAACUUGACAAGAAGAGUAAGGCGAAGAAGAAAGAGUGGAGUGAAAGAAAGAGUCUGUCGAAUGGUAAAGAAAAACCUGAACCCCGCGGCAGUAUUCAACACGAGGGAGAGAGAGACAGUGUCGGGGCACCGGAAGAAGGAGGCAGGGACGAGAGGGAAGACAGACAGCCUCUCGAGCCGCGCGACGGAAUAAGAGAGCACAAAGAUUGCACAGAAGGCGCCGCGCCUCUCGCGGGCAAGCCGAGCACACGUGAUCACGAUGCCACCUCCACACGCUGCACACUGUCCCCUCUCUCUUCGGCGGUUUUGGAGACCGUCCGCGGAGGAGGCGCGACCGCAGCCGCGGGGUCGUCGAGUGUCUCCACCACGCCGCGGCUCGACGACGCCCAACUAGCGCUGGCGACGCCAACGACGCCAACGACGCUGGCGCUGACCAUGGGCACGCCGGUGCUGCAUGACAUCGCGGCGCCGUUGCUCCACCAGCUCUCUGAGAAAUCGCUCUCUCCUCCGCGGAUCCCCUUCAUCACGCCGCCGCUUUUCCCGCACACGUCUUGCCCGAUUUCUAGUCCGCCCUCGCCGCCGUCGCCUCUCAUCAUCCCUGCAGCGUACUCGCGCUUCAACACGCCCAUGUACUCGCCCGCGUUCGCGCCCGCCUCGCCUCCGGCUUCUACGCCCUCCUCUCCGUUCUUGUCGCCCCUCGACAGCAACUCGCGCCACAUGUCGGAGGGACCAGGCACGUCCCCCCCCGGCGCCCCGGCGUCGGGCGCGGUGGAGCCCGAGACCGACGAGCCCUGUCCGCCGACCGCGCCCUACGGGUUUGCCUGCUCGCCUCGCAUUCUGUCGGUCGCCUCGUUUGCCUCCGCCUCCCGCGGCGCGUCCUCCAGUGGCCUUGAGGGAGCCGAGGCUGCGUGCGGCGACCACGGCGGGAAGCGGGAACGCGAGGCGGCGAGCGAGGCGAAGGAAGGAGCCGCGGCGCUCCAGGGCGCGGGGUUCCUUCCCGCGUCGCUCAAGAACUCGCUCGCGAUCGUCCCCAUCUGCUCCAUGCCCACCCCCACUCACCGCGUGGGCGGCGCGCCGAGCCCGGCAGGCACGCCGAAUCGCGCGGCAGCCGUGCGCCCCGCCAUGUCGUCCUCUCUGUCUUCUGCGUCUCUCGCUGCUUCGUCUGCGGCAGCCGAUCCGGAGGCGGGCGGUGCGUUCCGGGCCGCGAUCGCCUUCGCCGAGGCCACGCUCCACUCUGCCUCUCUCCUCUCCUCGCUGCCCUUCGCCGCGGCGCCUGGGGGGGACUUCCCCCCGCCCGAAGCGGGGGCCGCUUCGCCCUUUACGCGGAGUCAGCAGUGCGGCUCGAAGGACGCUGCUGGCGACUCGGCGCUGCUGACCCUCGCGCCGUCCGUGACCGCCUGCGAGGCGCGCGACGCGAAGGCGUCUUUUGUCCGCGCGCUGGAGCCUGUGUCGCCGCGAGGCGCCCUUCCCGCCUCGGCGCCGCCCGCGCUCUCGCCGUCGCGCCGGAAGGGCGCAAGGGAGAGUCUGGGGCGGCGGUUCGCCAAGAAGGCGCGGCGCAGCGCCAAGUGGGCCUCGGAGUCCGCCGGGGGCGCCGGAGAGCGCGACGACGCGGCGGAAACACCCACCACGGAGAGGGAGAAAGAGGGCGCACGAAACGCAAAGCUCGAGGGAAAAGGCAGUGAGAAAGGCAGGGAGAAGGGGCGAGAGGGUCGGAGCUGGACUGUGUACUCCUUUUCAGCUUUUUCUUCGUCGUUCGCAGGCCGCGGAAGACACGGCGGCGACGAGGCCCGAAGACGCAGAGAGGAGGAAGCCAAGGACGCGCGCGCGGAAGACCAGACCAGCCGGAUGGAGGAGCGGGCAGGUGUUUUCCAAUCCGAUGGAGAAGCACUCGAGGCAGGAAGCAGAAGAGACGGCGGGGACGGCAGCUGCGAGCAUGCAUUUCCUUCACAUUCCGCGCUGCCGAAGCCGCAGCAGCCGCCGGCGUCUCAGGCGGCCCGCUCGCCCCGCGCACGGCCCUACAUCCACACCCUCGCGUUUCUCCGCGGCCGAAGGCGCCGCGACGCAGAAGAUCGCGAAGGCGCUCCGUCCACGGCCGCCGGCAGCGCAGAGGGGUCGUCGCCCUGGUCGGCGUCGUGGGCUUCAGCCUCGUCCCUCUCCGCGUUCUCCUUCUCGUCUUCGUCUUGCUGGCUUCCUUGCCAGCGCGAGGGAGAUGCGCGGCGUGAGCGUCUGCUCGACAGACGCGUCGGGUCCCGGCUCGAGGAGGCAGAAGCCCUCGACCGAGAAGGCGUGAGACCGCGAGAGACGCUGUUUUCCUCCUCGCCAGUGCACCAGAGGAGCCAGAGUGCUUCAGCCUUUUCGCCACCUUUGUCCUUCGUAGACCAGGCCGCAGAACUCGCCGCUGAGGAGGCGCGCCUCGACGCUCGCUUCGACUCCCUCCGCAGGGGCCUCUGCGACGCCGCUCGCUCGAUACGCGGCGACGGGCUGGAGGCCGCAGCAGGCCAGAAGACCUGCGACUUGCGUCUGGCUUCUUCUCUAGGCGCGCGCCCUCUGUCUUGCAGAGGCGCGUUUACUGCCUUGCCUGACUGUUCAGCCGCGCGCCUCGCCUCUCGCGCGGCCGGUGUGUCUGCUUCCUCCGCCGCCUCAAGGGCGGCCCGUGUGUCGCGCCAGGCCUCCAAGGCUGCCGCUGCAGCCUUUUCCGUCGCCUCUUCUCCUUCAGUGUCGGGAGGCUCGCGGGUGUCUCGGCUCUCGGCCUUUCCUGCUUCGUCUUUCUUCUCACUGCCCCGCGCUGCGGAGGCGGAGGCCCGUGGACCCGCGGAGAGGCCGCACCCACAGGCGGCGCGCGAAGAAGGGUCUGAACAGAGGGGACAGACGAGGAGAGGAGGAGAAGGAGACGGGGGGCGGCAGGAUCGCGAGAGAGGAGUUUCAGACGCCCUGCGCCUGCCGCCCAUUCGCAGCGGGCCGCCGGCGCGCGCGGAUUCUGCACUGGAACAAACGCGCGCUUUGCACGCGCGCGAGGCGUCUCGCAGCAGUACCAGGCGGGCGCAGGAGAGAGGCGCGGCGCGAGCCAAGGAAGGCGACGCGCAGGAGGAAGGAGUCGCGGAAGGGGAGGAGGACGGGGACCAAGCCAACUGGCGCGCGACCGCACUGAACAGAGGAGGAGCGACAAGCGUCCUCCGCAGUGCGGGCGUGAAGGACCUACGGGCCUCACCCAACGACCCUUUCAGCGCUCCACUCCUCACAAGCUCUCACCACAGAAACGCUACAGGGAGUCGAAGCUGCGCACACAACCGCGGCGACGCAGACACGGAGGGAGGGCGGCCUCAGGGGACUGCGCGGCGCCGUGGCGAGCCGCGCGACGCCGGCGAGCAAGAAAGACUGUCGCGAUCGCCUCUCGAAUCGGCGGAGGCGCCAAGACAGACGAGCCAGGAGGCUGCAGCCGAGGCGCAGAGAGACACCCAUUCCGCGAACGUCGACGCUCGCGGAACAGACGCCGCGACGCCCACGUCGCCUUACGCGACUCGCCGCCCUCCUAGCCCCUGCCCCUGGCGCUCGUCGCAGUCGCGCCGCGGGGCGUCUGCCCGCCGCUCGGGCUCCUGCGUCGCGUCUCCUCUGCAGGUGGCACGACCUAGGGUUCCUUUUGAGGCCUCUGAAAACGCGAAAAGAGACGCGCUGAGAGAUGCACUCGACGCGUUUCUGAGUCCGCAGCUCGCCUCGCCAUUUCUCCCUCUGAGAGGGCAGUAUCGCUGCGCCGCAAGGCUCGAAGGCGCCUGUCGAAAGGAGGCAGGCGGAGGACCCCCGCGUGACGUGGAGAAGGGAAACGCAGGCAAGAGAAGCGAGUCGAGGAAAGGAAGCGUGAGGCGAGCGGAGGCCGACCGGUGCGCGGCUCGCCGAGGCGACAAGAAGAUCGGCAGCACGACAGAAGCGCUUGCUGGCGGACGAACGGAGAAAACGGAUGAAACGGUGGUGGCUGGGCGGGAGACAGAGAGAGGAGGGGCAAGCGACUUCGAUGCAGGUUUUCUUUCUGCUCGCCUCUCCGGGGCGGCAGUGAGGGAGAGGAAAGGGACCCACGAAGAUCUGUUUCUUCGGCAUCUGCGAGCCUUCCUCAGCCGACAAGACGCGCAAGAGAGGGAAUCCACAGGCGUAUCCACAGGCGCGAAUGGCGCCUUCACUUGCGCCCUGAGCCGGGGGGCCCCAGCGGAGGGGGAGACGUGGGGAACGGACGAGGUCGCGAGGGAGCACAGAGGCGCAUCGGGCGCGAGUCGCGAAGACCGAGACGGGCAGACGAAGCUGGACGCGGGGGGGGAGAAAGCCACGGGAGCCGAAAGCGUCAUUCGCCUCCCCCAAAGUUCGCCUUUCUCUCAGCCGGAGACUCGGGGCACGCGUGACUCAGUCGUACACCAGCUGUGGAUUCCCCGUGGGCGCGCGCCUGCGCAGGCUUCCGCGCGCGGCUCUCAACACGGCGCCUCCUCGCCUCUCUGCGCGUCUCUACUUUCCGGCGCCCAGCGGCGUCUGCACGCUUCGCUCCCCGCGGAGCCCUGCCGCCCUUCGCCGCCGCAGAGGCGAGGCGCGGAGGUCGCUGCGCGUCUGCAGACCUCGCAGGAGUGGGGGAGAGCGGCGGAGUCGCGAGCGACAACACGCAGUUUGCUUCAACAGAAGACGAGGGACACGCGGCCUGACGGCGAACACCGGCAGGCCGUGACUCGCUCCCGUAGUGGGCCCCCUGAGGAUGUAGAACUCGGCGCGAAGACCCGCGGCGCGAGCGAAGGCAGGUAUGCGUCGCGCGCGUCAGUUUUUCCUCUUGCUGCAGUGUCUCGCCUCGCUGCCUCCGCUGCAGCGCAGCAUGAUGCGCGCGAGGACCGAGGGGGUCGGGCCUCCUCCGCGACCGGAGAAAAGCGAGCAGAGAGAGAGAAGUCUGCGGUCUCUGUUCCCGCGGGCUGCGCACAGGGCGAGUGGCGGCUGUCCGCGUCUUGGGCGGCGGCCGCCUCCUCUGUGGGCUCCACGCAGGCGACGACUUGCUCUGGCGCGCGCACGUCGGCUGGCUGCCUGGCGGACGACUCUCCACUUUCUGUGAGUGGAGGCUGUGGCGCGUCCUGGGACGCUCUCUCUCCUUCGCUCGCCGCCUACAGCUACGCCGCCUCCGGCGCCGCCUCGUGUCUCGCGUCUGCGAAAACGCGUGCCGCGGGGGGGCUGCAGCCGCAGCUACGCGCGGGUGGAGGGCCUCCGCGCCUUCCGUCGGUCGGCUGCUCAUCGCCGCUGCCGCCGCGCCCUGCCCGCUGCGCAGACGCGGCGUCGCUGCCCGCGGUCGCCACGCCCCGACCUUCCGUCAGCGCGGUUGGGGGCGGGGGGAGGCGCCGCGCUGCGACGCCUUCGCGCGCGUCUUCGGCGGAGUCUUGCGCGAGUUUCGUUUCAUCCGUCGCCGCGUUUUUGUCUCGCGGGACGGCGACAGCUCUGCGCCAGGCCGCGGACGACCGGCGCGAGGUGCGGGCGCUGGACGGUUGCGACGCUCGGGCGGCGGUCUUCUUCCCCUAG
This is a messenger RNA of Besnoitia besnoiti, 8688 nucleotides long. RefSeq lists its product as uncharacterized. Gene Ontology annotation, biological process: protein deubiquitination. The record is from RefSeq and is a predicted model, not a curated record. Lineage: Eukaryota; Apicomplexa; Conoidasida; Eucoccidiorida; Sarcocystidae. Gene Ontology annotation, molecular function: cysteine-type deubiquitinase activity. The coding region runs from base 1 to 8688 and encodes 2895 amino acids. The transcript is spliced from 6 exons.